AUGGGCAUGCUCAGUACAAGCCGCUGAGCUGCAGUCCGUGUUGUACUUACUGACCGCAUCAGCUGGCAUCUUAUGGGAAUAACCGUCACUUGCGAUAAAAUUAUAUUCAUUUUAACAAAGACAGACCGCUACUUAUUCCGCCAUUUUCACCCUACUCUCCCUAAACCACAUCGUUUAUACACUACCCGUCUGAGGGAGGAUCAGCAAACAUGUUCUACACCUGUGGUCCCAACGAGGCUAUGGUGGUGUCAGGGUUCUGUCGUUCUCCUCCAAUGAUGAUAGCUGGAGGCCGAGUGUUCGUCGUUCCGUGCAUUCAGCAGAUACAGAGGAUCUCCCUGAACACUCUGACUCUGAAUGUGAAGAGCGAUAAAGUCUACACCCGCCACGGGGUGCCGGUCUCUGUAACCGGGAUAGCCCAGAUGAAGAUCCAGGGUCAGAAUAAACAGAUGCUGGCUGCAGCCUGCCAAAUGUUCAUGGGGAAGUCAGAGGCCGAGAUUGCUCACAUCGCCUUGGAGACGCUGGAGGGACACCAGCGGGCCAUCAUCGCCCACCUGACUGUUGAGGAGAUCUACAAGGACCGAAAGAAGUUCUCAGAGCAGGUUUUUAAGGUGGCUUCUUCUGACCUGGUCAACAUGGGCAUCAGCGUGGUCAGCUACACACUCAAAGAUGUUCAUGACGAUCAGGAUUAUCUGCAUUCACUGGGGAAGGCUCGAACAGCCCAGGUUCAGAAAGACGCUCGCAUUGGAGAGGCCAAGAACAAGAGAGAUGCUGUGAUCAGGGAGGCCCAUGCAAUGCAGGAGAAAAUCUCGGCUCAGUACAAGAAUGAGAUCGACAUGGCAAAGGCCCAGAGGGACUAUGAGCUGAAGAAGGCAGCCUAUGACAUCGAGGUCAACACUAAGAAGGCUGAGUCAGAGAUGGCCUACCAGCUGCAGGUAGCGAAGACGAAGCAACGUAUUGAGGAGGAGAAGAUGCAGGUCCAGGUGGUUGAGCGGGCGCAGCAAAUCAUGCUGCAGGAGCAGGAGAUCACCCGCAGGGAGAAGGAGCUGGAGGCCAAGGUGAAGAAACCUGCAGACGCUGAGAGGUACCGCCUGGAGAGACUGGCUGAGGCUCAGCGUCUUAAGUUGAUCAUGGAGGCAGAGGCCGAAGCUGAGUCCAUCAGGAUUAAAGGUGAGGCUGAGGCAUUUGCAGUGGAGGCCAAGGGUCGCGCUGAGGCAGAGCAGAUGUCAAAGAAGGCAGAGGCCUUCCAGCAGUACAAGGAUGGAGCCAUGGUGGACAUGCUGCUGGAAAAACUGCCUCUGAUGGCAGAAGAGAUCAGCAGACCUCUGUGUGAAGCCAGCAAGGUUACCAUGGUGUCCAGUGGAGGCGGGGAGGUGGGCGCAGCCAAACUCUCAGGAGAGGUGCUGGAAAUCAUGACCCGCCUCCCUGAGACGUUGGAGAAACUGACCGGAGUCAGCAUCUCCCAGGGGACAGAAGAACUCAACACUGACACACAUACAGUCCUGGCAUUUUAUCACCAUGUUCAUGGAUAAUGUGUCAGCAAACAGCCUAUUUACAGAUCCAGCUGACCCGGAGCAAAUUUAUGAUUCCAUUGGAUCUGGGUCCCUGGCCAUAGAUUGAACAUCUAGCAGCUUUUCUGUCAGCUAGUUGCUAACUCCGCCAUUUGGAAUUGGGCAGGUAGCAUACAAUGGUUUUAUCAGAGCUGCUUGAUGCUGUUGGAAAUGGGGGUUGAUCAGAGCAGUAAGACUUAACCAGUAAAUGGGCUUAAAAACUCUGUAGAGCUGCAGAGUUAGGUUAUAAUGCUUUGAGAUUUUGUUGCCACUUAUUAAUAUAAAAAAUGAUAAAUGAAACUUCAAGAAGGACCUCUCUCUCUUUCCCUUUGUCCCUCCAUUCUGCAGGUGACCUCUCGUACUGACUGAAGACAAUCAACCAGUCUGGCUGCCAGGCAGAUUCACUCUCCCUCUGUCUUAUCAGCUGCCUGGACUCUCUGCAUGAGUCUGCUAACAGCCUCUUUCCUCUACUCCCAUUCCUGUGUUACAUCAUCUGUAUAGCUGUUUCCCUCAUGUAGCUCUGUCGACAUCUGUGUUGUGAAAAUGGCAUACACUUUGUGUUUUUUCUUCUUGUUUAUUGUUUUUGGUCACUGAUACCCAGCUCUAUCUGAGCUAAAGUAUUGUGCUCCUCUGGCUACAGUUGUUUUUAGAUAGUCUAUAUGUCCAAAGCAUUUAAAUUACACUAUUUCCCACAUAUUUUCUUUUCAAAAUUUGGGCCUGUGACUUGAUUUACAUUAGCUUGACCAGACUUUAAAAUGCAUCGAAACAAGCAACAAAUGUAACAGUAGCCUCUGUGUAUCCCGUACUUUUUAUAAUUUCACCAAACUUUGUCUUAACAGUCUUAUGUCCUGUCCUACCUUCUUCUCUCUACAGUAUGUCACAUUUUGUGCGUUUGUGUCACACUCUCUCCCCACUUUGUUUACCUUUAACAUCUCCUCCAUAACUGCUUGUCCACUGCCUUGCUGCCAAACCUUAAGUGCAUCUUAACACGGAAGUUUAAUGCAAACAUACGUUCAAAACCUUCGUUUACUAAUCCUACUAAAAUUACAUAGUCUAACACUAGACCAAAGUCACAGCCUGUGGUUUUAGCCGUCACUCAUUUCUAAUCAUGUAUUUCUGACAGAAUUCAUAUUUAAUUUAUCAGGCGAGAUUAGGGUAAUCAUUUUGUCGAUCCUUAAGUCUUUGAAGUUGUCAUGAAGGUAAUCAAAAUUGUGAUACCAUCUGUAAAUAUGUACGCCGUUACUAUGUAUUAUAUUUUUUAAAUCUGUCAUUGUUUUUGUUUUCUAUUUGUGUGUUUUCCAUUUGCAGUGUCUACUAAUGUCCUCUAGUCUUGUCCUGCUGAAUGAGUGUUAACAUUUUUAGUAUUUUAGGAAGAUAUUUUUUGAGGACCCUUUGCUUAAAGCAUACCAGUAUAAUAUAGUAUCAAACAUUAAAAACCUGUGUAGGAGCCCUAUCCCACCUUUGUGACUUUAUGCAAAUGUCAUACAUGUUCACUAACCCUAACACAUCUUUAGUUCUAUCUUCCCUGACUUCAGGUUCUACUAAACAUGUUUGUUAUCUAAUUGAUAUUUUUAUAUUUAUCAUCAGAGCACUGCAAUGGUCACUUUAAACCUUACAGCCCUCUCUAUCGGAUGCUUACAACGUCGGCAAUUCAGGAAAUUCAGCUCAAUUUGCUGUUAACCUCACCGUCAUGAUGAUAUGAGUUAAGAUCUUAUGCUGAAAGUUCAUGGUUGAGAAAGAAUUUUUAAUGGAUCAAAAGCAGUUUGUUUUUUGUCAUCUGAUGCUGUGAUGACCAUCAUAGGUAAAUUCCCCUCUCUGUCCAUCCUCAACAGUGGGGUCAGCUGCAGACCCCACUGUCGUUUCCUAAGGACACUUAAACAAAACAGAUCUAGGCCAAAACAGGAGCUUGAACCUGGAUCUUCUGGUUCAGGUUCCCUUGAGACUUGCAGACCUGCAGCCCAGUAGUACAUUGUACAUAUGCCUUAAGUAAAGUGGUGCCAUUUGUGUUAUUAUGGCCAGUUAUAGCAGCAACUAGGAGCAGCUCUCAUAAAGGUCUAGCUUGUGGAACUAAAGGUAAAUGUGGUGUAAAGUAUAGCUUUAGCCUUCUAUCGUUGCAAUGGGAAUACCACAGUGUAAUUAAGAGAUAACUGUAUUGAAAUGCUGAACUGUGUAUCAAUAUUGGAUUUUUGAUGAAAGCUUAAUGUGAAGAUAUAUGGACGAGAUGCUAAACAGUUAGAUUACUAAUUGUCAAGUGUUGUCAGCUUGUACUUCAGGGAAAGGGAUGUUUAUGAUUUGAUAUUUAAAGUUAAUACCAAACAAUGCAUUGGAAGGAAAUCUCUUACAUUGUAUAUUAGUUGUUUCUCAUCUUAGUGUCACCCAGAAUGAUAUGCUAGAGAAGGUUUAGGAGCUAGCUCUGAAGUGUUGGUUCCUAAAAAGUAUUCCAACUUGCCUUAUACCCUAACCCUAUCACACUGUCACCCUCUACCUCACCAUAAGCUCUGGGGCUGGGUAUUCAAAACAUGUUUAUGUUGGCACUGUAUCUUUUUUGUAUCAGCGUACAUUUUAAGGCAUCAAAAGCUACUUCAACAUUUAAGAAUCUUACAAUCACUACACUACUGCAAGCAUUAGAUUUAUCCAAGAACAGUCCUGUCUGAAGGUACAUUUUAUUCAUUUGAAGAUGAGUACUACUAUUAUUAUGCAUGCACUGAUACCUGACACACUUUUACUGUAAUUUAAUCUCGCAAAUGCAUAUGUUUUCAGUCAGGACACUGUAUGCUGCUUUACUGUGGAAUUACCAAAGCAGGAGGAGAUUACCUGUUGGUUAGCUAUAGAAAAGGAAAUAUAUUUGUUUUAAGUGUAAUGAUACUCUGAAGUGGCACUACAUAUGGGUAUAGAUGUAUUUAUACAGUAUAUAUUUGAUAUUUGAUACAGUAGCACUGUUUGCUUCACAAGUCACUAUUAACAACUCCACUAACUCUUACUAUCAGCAACCCCAGUGUUUCAUUAUAAAUGUAUUUAAGCUGUAGUCAGUUUAGUAGAGUUUUCUGUUAUUUCAACUCCUGCUGUAGUUUGCUGGUGAAGUUCUGCCAAAAUGAAACAUGAAACCACUUUGUUGCUUUUUAAUUACUGUCUGUGCACUUCAGGAAAUUUGUGUUUUUAAGAAAAUGUUAUUCUACAAUCCUGUGAACAAUAAACUUGUCAUUAAAUUGCAAAAUAGAAACCACUUCUUUACUGUUUCUGAAAACAGAGUGGUCGUAUCCUAAAUUCUACUGCUGUAUGUUACUUAUUAGUCUUACUUGCUGAAGUAUUAUUUCUGUUUACACAUCCGUUUUGUUCUUUGUAUUUUUGUUCCUGUUUUUAUUUUUAUUUUCAUCAAUGGGGAAGUUGUGUUGCUCUAGCAUUGUAACUGCAUUAUGUUUUUAUGGGGACUCCAUGAAGCUCUCACAUGCAUGGUGGGGUCCUAAUAAAGUUUUCUUUCUAAACAUU
Molecule: messenger RNA, 5033 nt
Organism: Siniperca chuatsi (mandarin fish)
Lineage: Eukaryota; Metazoa; Chordata; Actinopteri; Centrarchiformes; Sinipercidae
Gene: flot1a
Product: flotillin 1a
Exons: 13
Coding region: 210-1529 (439 amino acids)
Biological process (GO): regulation of receptor internalization; protein kinase C signaling; protein localization to plasma membrane
Cellular component (GO): plasma membrane
Source: RefSeq, a predicted model, not a curated record